AUGAUGGAUUUGGAUUCUCAAGAGUUGUGGGGGCGUGGACCUUCUAUGGAAUCACCAAACAACGCGUGGGCCAGUGUACAACGAACUCCCGCCGAUAGCGCUCGUACGCAGCAGAUAGUAUCACCCGUUGUUCGACAGGCUGAAUCUUUGGGGUCGCUCACAUUGACAGAUUCAUCGCUGUCAGCAGAGGUGAAGGAGACUAUGCGUAAUAAUUACAAUGAGCGAAAGAUGUACGAGCCCGGCACGCCAGCGUUGGAACAGACAGUGUGGGGAGCGCCACCAUCACAACUAGACGCAAGUAUAAGCGGGCUAGAUACUUCGAUGGCACCAGUAGCCAGCCAGAGCUCCAUGUGCGACGAACUACACAGCGAAGAUCUUGAGAAUUGGAUGAAUAGUCGGCGAAAGACGUACAAUCCCUUAGCCAAGAACAUCGUCGUGGUAGAAGAGAUCCCCGAGCGGGAGGGCAUCCUCUUCAAACAUACGAACUACUUGGUCAAACAUCUGGUUGUGUUACCAAAUACGAAUCCCUCCUCCAACCAGACAGUCAUUCGUCGCUACUCCGACUUCAACUGGCUUCAGGAAGUUUUAUUGAAGAAAUAUCCUUUCAGAAUGAUCCCCGAGUUGCCUCCCAAGAAGAUAGGGGCGCAGAACGCGGAUCCCAUCUUCUUGGCUCGCAGGCGUAAGGGUCUAUGCCGUUUUAUUAAUCUUGUUAUUAUGCAUCCCGUUCUCAAACAGGACGACCUAGUUCUGACGUUUCUAACUGUUCCAACGGACUUGGGAAGUUGGAGAAAGCAGGCAAACUAUGACACUACUGAGGAAUUUACUGACCAGAAGAUCGAUAAGGCGUUUAUCAGUCUCUGGCAUAAGGAGCUCAGCAACCAGUGGAAUAAAGCCGAUGCGAAGAUUGAUGAGCUGCUAGAGUCAUGGAUUAAGACUUCCGUCCUUGUGGAGAGAUACGAACGGCGCAUGAGGCAGGUGUCUGAAGAGCGGCGGCUGCUUGGCCGCGUGAUUGAGGAAUUUGCUGAUAAUUCGGUAACACUAUACCCACUAGAAGAAGGCACUAUUCAUGAUAUUAACUCUCAUAUAUCCACUAUAUCAAAACAUCUCAAUAGCCUGGCCGAUACCUCUAAGAAGGAGCGUCAGGAAGUGGAGGAACACCUAUCGGUGAAGUUUAAGACCUUCAUAGAUAUUAUUAUAGCACUGAAGGGGGUCUUUGAUAGGUAUAAAAUUAUGGCGGGGAAUAACAUAGCACAUUUGCAGAGGAGAGUGGAAAUAAAUAUGGACAAACUUCAAUCUAUGGAGAGUAAUCCGGACGUUAAAGGUGCAGAAUAUGAUAAACUCAGACAGACAAUUCAACGGGACAAACGGACAAUUGCUGAGCAACUAAACAGGUCCUGGCUAAUUAGAAAGUGCAUUUUAGAGGAAUUUGUAAUUUUCCAGGAGACUCAAUUUUGUAUCACACAUGUCUUCCAGGAAUGGGCCAAGAUGCAUGUAAAGUACGCCAACGAGACCACUGAAAGUUGGGAAAAGGUGUAUGCAAAUUUACAAGAUAUGCCGCUAUCGAGAAGUUAG
Molecule: messenger RNA, 1572 nt
Organism: Eremothecium gossypii ATCC 10895
Lineage: Eukaryota; Fungi; Ascomycota; Saccharomycetes; Saccharomycetales; Saccharomycetaceae
Gene: MVP1
Product: Mvp1p
Exons: 1
Coding region: 1-1572 (523 amino acids)
Biological process (GO): protein targeting to vacuole; retrograde transport, endosome to Golgi
Cellular component (GO): endosome
Molecular function (GO): phosphatidylinositol-3-phosphate binding
Source: RefSeq, marked provisional